Fusarium proliferatum ET1 is the source of this 2034-nucleotide messenger RNA. RefSeq lists its product as uncharacterized. The transcript is spliced from 12 exons. The record is from RefSeq and is a predicted model, not a curated record. The coding region runs from base 1 to 2034 and encodes 677 amino acids. Gene Ontology annotation, molecular function: DNA-binding transcription factor activity, RNA polymerase II-specific; zinc ion binding. Lineage: Eukaryota; Fungi; Ascomycota; Sordariomycetes; Hypocreales; Nectriaceae. Gene Ontology annotation, biological process: regulation of DNA-templated transcription.
AUGGAGAUCGGAUCGCAACAGGAUCAAGAAACGGGACGGACAUGGCAAGCCCAGUCGAGAUUUCUGAAUUCCUGCAACGGCUGUCGAGCCCGCAAAGUGAGGUGUAUCAAGCAACGCGAGUCAGACGCUGUAUGCAUCAAUUGUCGUAGACGGUCAGAAGAUUGCCGCUUUUCUCGCUCCAAAGUUCGUAAGUCCCGGUCAGCCAAGGGCCAACUACGUCGGCAGACUACAAAUCCCGGCGCUGCAGACCCCGUCACGCCGCUGUCACGGGCGCCAUCUUCCCCUGGUGCUCGAUCUCAGCCAGACAUCAUCGCGGCAUCACCUUCACGGAGAUCCAUGGUCCGCAACUCCGAUGCCGAAGCUCAAUUUGAGCCUUCAGCCACUGAAACCCUGCAUACCGCCAAUCAAGUAGUUCCUCCUACCCCAGUGGAAUAUCCUGUUAUCAUGGCCAAUGAACAAGAUGUGUCUAUCUCCAGUCUUGCCUACUUCUCUAACAGAAAAUUGAUCGCGUUGUCGAGACGGAUCGGUACUACCCAAGUCGUAGAUCUAUUGGCAACAAUUGAGGCAGCUGUUAAAUCAAUUACGCGAAGUCGUGUUGGGGCAAACCCGUACCCAAGCGAUUUAGAAAAGGAAGCUCGAUCUAUGUGCUUAUCUCAACAGUGUAGACUGGAUUACAUUCAGUCCUACUUCGAUCAGGUUCACCCACUUUAUCCAUUCCUUGACCGCUCCACUUUCGAAAGAAGGGCACGUUCAUCACAGUUUGGGGAUAUUAGAAAUAUGGACCCUGCUUGGUGCGCUUUGUACUACGCUGUCCUUGGCCUUGGAAGUCUAUACCAUGACUGUGGUAGCUUCGAUGCCUUCUCAGGACAUGCUUGGGAUAUAUUUCGAGUCUCUCUUGCUUUGUUCCCUCGACUUGUCUUUGGUCAAACAAAUCUAGUCACAGUCCAGGCGGUAGCUGCUAUGGCUAUCUUUGGUGUUACAUAUGCCGCACUUCCUAUUGAGGGUGUCUUGAUUAGUGAGGCGGCAAGGAUUGUGAGCCAUUUCCAAAUGACUAAGGCUGAGGCAUGUCGAUCAUCGAUAAUACCGAGCCACGACAUAUCAUGCCCUGUCCCUCAGACGAACUUACCGUUCUUUUCAGACUUCAACUGGCUUCAGUGCAAAUCAGAACAUGCUCAGAUGGCCUCCGAUAUAUACCGAAGACUAUUCUCGGUCAAGGCCAGGUCAUCUUCCCAAGAUCUGCGUCAGCGAGAGGCGAGUCGUUGCUUGGAAGAACUAGAAAGUUGGAGGCUAUCGAUUCCAGAGAGUUUUCGUCCAGGGCUUCGACUCCGACCUCAUCGGUUUGGUCAGCCUCAGGCAAUUUACUUAGCAGUCCAAGUCCAUUUCUCUUACUACAACAUGCGCAUUGCCCUUUCGCGGGUUUGUCUCCUUGCGUGGGCUCAAGAUUCCGAGGAGCAAAAGCGCUACAAGCUUCUUCUCACUGAAUCUGCAAGAUCCAUCAUAGACCUGGUGCACUUUAUAGAACUUGAGCCAUUUGUCCUGCCAUGGGUACAAUACAACAUGCCGCAGGCCGCCUUAUUUAUCUUGUUUGAUUUUAUUAUUGAAAAUUCCUGUCACGAAGAAACGAAAAAUAACCUGUCAUAUAUGCAGAUAGCCACAUCUUACUUUAUGCGGCUGCAAUAUGUGACCGGAAAUAUGGUUUUUGGUACGGUUGUAACUCAAUUCCUACAAAUAGCUACCAAGUUUGUGGAAGGCACAUGCAUCUCAAGCAUAACUCAGCAAGAAGUUUCGGCAAACCAAGUAGGCUCUGAACUAUGGCAGAGCCACGACAACGGUAUAGAAAUGAUUAAUUUUGAGGAGUCACUUGGCUCUCAGGGCCUCCAGUUCCCCAUCCACAAUGGAUUUGAGUUCCAGGAUAUGGAUUUUUGGCUGACGGAAAGUGGAGUUCUGUCUUUUCUCGAAUUGAAUGGGGAUUUCGGUUUGCCGAACCCGGAAUAUGAAGGGCAUUUGGUGAGGGAGCAGGAAGACACUCAGUGA